CUCCAAUAUCCUCUUCAUCAAAAUCAGGCGUACAUGUCACUGGGCUCUCAAUCCGCCUAAUAUUCACAAGUCGCAUGGCCUUGUAAAUUACAAUAGGCACCGCUACCGAGCUUUUCACUAAAGACAAAUAUGGAUGCCUUCAGGCUCUUAACCAGAGCUACCAAGUUGAACGCCGGUACCGCUAGUAGUACCCUCUCGUCCACUCUCCCGUCUAAAGGCAAGGCGCAAACCCCUCAGUUGUUCCAAGCUUCGGAGGCAGAAGAGCUUCUGCGCAAGAACGGCGGUGCGAACAAGAAGCGCAAGCGAGCCCGUGCGGCCGAGGCGUCGGAUUCCGAGAAUGAUGAUGUUCCGGGUCUAGAUUUCUUCGGCGCAGGCAAAGGCGGCGCGUCGUUGACGGCGAAGAAGGAGCGCGCGUCGGCUGUGAAGGAGCAGCAGCAGGAGGGCGAGGAGUCUGGGUCGGAAGAGGACGAGUCGAUGGAUGAAGUCCAGCGGCGCACGAUUCUGAACGCCCACAAGAUCAAGGUCACUGAUAUGCGGGACUUGGAAGAGGUGCAGCCAGCGGCGGCGCCGGCGGCUGGAGAAGAGUCGAAGAAGAAAAAGAAGAAGAAGAGAAAGCAAGAGGAGGAGAGCAGCGCCGCUCCUCAGCCGCUUUCCAAGAAAGAACAGAAGAAGGCGCGUCGUCUGUUUCCCCAGCCGUUGGUCUCGUUCAAGGAGCUGCGCUCCAGGUACAACAUCUCGCGCAGACUGGCGGAAAAUAUCGCCGAGCAAGGGUUCACGGUGCCCACCGAGGUGCAGUUGGGGAGCUUGCCUCUGUUGCUGGGUGAUCGCUCGGUGGCCCAGAAGGCCCGCUCGGAGGAGACUGUCGAACCGGAUCUUUUGGUAGUGGCGCCCACGGGCAGUGGGAAGACGUUGUCGUUCAUGAUCCCGGUGAUCAACAAGAUUGUCCGCCACCACCAUCAACAGCAGGAUGAGCGCGGUAUCUUCAGCGUUGUUGUUGCGCCUACGAAGGAGCUUGCUAGUCAGAUCGUCAAUGAAGGACGCAAGUUGGCGCUUGGAACUGGUGUCAAGAUCACUUUGAUGAAGAAGGGUAUGCGCCUUGUCGAACGCGACGAUGAGGGAGAGGAGAAGGAUGUGCUCGAUGAGCAGAGUGAGGAAUCCUCUGGAUCCGAAGAUGAACAGCAAGAGACGAAGAAGAGCAGCAAGGGGAAAGCCCCCGUUACGAAGAGCGACAUUCUCGUCACGACACCAUUGCUGCUGGUGAAUUCGCUUUCGGCAAACAAGACGAAGCCCAUGGCGACCUUGCCCCUCGUGAGAAACAUCGUCCUGGACGAGGCAGAUGUUUUGCUGGAUCCUCUCUUUCGCGAACAAACGCUUGACAUCUGGCGAGCAUGCACACAUCCCGAGCUUCGGGCAAGCCUGUGGUCUGCUACAAUGGGAUCCAAUGUCGAAGACCUUGCCAAGUCGACCAUCAAGGAGCGCAAGGAUACCCUGAGCUCGACCAAGUCUUAUCCUCUCCUUCGUCUUGUCGUGGGCCUGAAGGACUCCGCUAUCCCCAACAUCAAGCACAAGCUAGUUUACGCUGCGACUGAACAGGGAAAGCUGCUCGGACUCAGACAACUCCUCCAUCCGGCGGCAGCUGCGGCUUCUGAUGUUCGUCUGCGGCCUCCCUUCCUCAUCUUCACCCAGACCAUUCCCCGUGCCAUUGCGCUACAUUCCGAACUCCGCUACGAUAUCCCUGCCGAAGCCGGUGGCUCUUCGCGCAUUGCUGUUCUGCACUCAGAUCUCUCCGACAGCCAGCGGUCCGAGAUCAUGAAGCAGUUCCGUAAGGGCGAGAUUUGGAUUCUCGUGACGACCGAUCUGCUAGCUCGUGGUGUCGACUUCCGCGGCAUCAAUGGUGUUGUCAACUACGAUAUCCCCAACUCCGCUGCCGUCUACGUCCACCGUGUUGGACGCACUGGCCGAGCGGGCCGUGAGGGUGGCAUUGCGGUCACCUAUUACACCAAGGAGGAUAUCCCCUACGUCAAGAGCAUCGCCAACGUCAUCGAUGUCAGUGAGAAGCUCCGCGGCACCUCGGAGGAGAAGUCAGUCCAGAAAUGGUUGCUCGACGCUCUCCCCGACCUCAGCAAGAAGAGCAAGCAGGAACUGAAGAAGCACGGUGUCAAGGCCAGACAGUCCAGGAAGGACGGCAAAGAAGACAAGAAGACGAGAAUCAGCACGAAGAGUGGUUACGAGCGACGGAUGGAGAACAGGAGAAAGGGGGCGAUCGAAGCCAGCCGCAGCCGGAAAACCGGGCAACCCACCGCUGCCGCUGGCAGUGAUAAUGAGGCCUGGGAAGGUCUCGAUGAUUAGUUGCGUUACGGUACCACAAAAUAGAUUUUACUCUUCCUAUUUUCUACGAUUCCCCCCGUUACCAGCAGACUUUCACACUUGACUUCCAAGAUCAUGUAUUAUUAUUUUUAU
Aspergillus saccharolyticus JOP 1030-1 is the source of this 2460-nucleotide messenger RNA. It is a transcript of the gene rok1, whose product is annotated as RNA-dependent ATPase ROK1. The coding region runs from base 130 to 2349 and encodes 739 amino acids. Lineage: Eukaryota; Fungi; Ascomycota; Eurotiomycetes; Eurotiales; Aspergillaceae. Gene Ontology annotation, biological process: maturation of SSU-rRNA. Gene Ontology annotation, molecular function: nucleic acid binding; RNA helicase activity; ATP binding. The record is from RefSeq and is a predicted model, not a curated record. Gene Ontology annotation, cellular component: 90S preribosome. The transcript has a single exon.